Messenger RNA from Arachis duranensis, 882 nucleotides. RefSeq names its product F-box/kelch-repeat protein At3g06240-like. Bases 1 to 882 code for a protein of 293 amino acids. The record is from RefSeq and is a predicted model, not a curated record. The transcript has a single exon. NCBI's taxonomy places the organism in Eukaryota, Viridiplantae, Streptophyta, Magnoliopsida, Fabales, Fabaceae.
AUGAUCCGACACUUGCAUUCUAGAAUCUUUCACCUUGUUGAAUAUGAGCGAAUCGAAUGGCAUGAAAGGAGAAACAAUCCAUUAUGCUGCAGUGUGUUUGAAGUCCUGGAUCCCAAGAGUAGUAGCAACAUAAAACUUGAUCCUAAAUUUGAGAUUCCUCUCCCUGGUCCCAAAUCAAUCCAGGGUAGAAGAGUUUAUGUUGAUGUGCUUUCUCGUAAUGGUCUUUUUUACUUGAGUUGUUCAAUGGACAGAGACAUUUCACUUGUUUGCAACCCAAUAACAGGUGAGUUCAUAAGACUUCCAAAACAACCUCCAAUCCUGAAGCCCUACGAGCAAAUAUCUUGGGGUUUUGGUUUUCACCCAAAAACAAACCAAUACAAGGUAAUGAGAAUAUAUAUCUCUAAACAUGAUCAUCGUAUGGUUGUUGAAAUGCACACAGUUGGAACUUCGACAUGGAUAAAUGUUGAGGUAGAUUAUCCCAAAAAUUUGAUACAUUUGUUAACUCAUUCUGCUUAUUUCAAUGGGGCACUUCAUUGGAUUGGUACAGAUGUUGAUGGAAAUGUCUCAAUAUGGGCUUUCAAUUUUGACAUGGAAAGGUUUCAAUCCUUUUCUAUGCCGCCGAGGGAUCAAGGUACAAAAGUCCGGAUAUUUGAAUUCAGGGGUUCUAUUUGCUUGAUAUAUUUUAAUGAGCUACUUGUCACAAUGUGGAUGAUGAAAAUAUAUGGAGAUGGAGAAUCUUGGGCUCCCAUUUUUCAAUAUACUAAUUCUUCCAUAACCACAUCUCAAUUACCUAGCUGCAUUGGCUCCCUUGAUCGUGAAAAUCAAGAGUUUAGGAUUUUUGUGACUCCUUGGUGUGAUUUCAAGGCUCAUGGCAAGUUUUAA